ACUGUGCAAAUACUCCUCUUACCACUAACGUACAACGUACGUUUCCACCGGAGAUUCUAACAUUCUUUCCCGCCGGCAAUGGCGAAUCCCGGUCAACGGGAAGGGUACAACUUGGAGUACAGAUAUAAGGUUGAUGACUCAUGGUAUAGUGUACGACUCGUGCUAAAAGGCCAAAGGUUGACUGUGAAGUACGAGGGAUAUCCGGAGGAAGUCGACACGAUUUUCGACGUCGGAGACUUCACGUCGAAGGAGGAAGUCGAUGAAUUUGUUGAAAGGUUCAGGUGUGUGUCACCGCAGCUGCAAGAUCGUGAAUGCUGUACUCUCAAGGAAGGUAUGAUCGUCUGUGUUGCCUGUAAUGCUUUCUGUGAGGAUGACAUGCUGUUCUACGACGUUGUUAUUGAAGCGAUACACAAUGUGGACCAUUCAUUUCCCAAUGGAGAGGAGGAGUGUUUAUGCACCUUCAUAAUAUCUUGGCUUCACGGUCCAAAGGAAGGAUGCUUAACCGCUACCAGAAUUGAAGGCAUGUGUACCAUAAAAGGUGUUGCUCAAGUUGAUCCUAAAAUAGCUUCCUUCUUGAAACAGGGAAUUAAUAGUGCCAAGAGUAUCGUUGGUGUGACAUCAGGAGCAACAGACAGUAGUAUAGCAGGGAUAGGGAACAAGACAAAGAUCUUGGAGGGCUAUACCCAAGUUUCUAUCUCAUGCUUAUUGAAAACUUGGAGAGAAACUUAUUACCAUCAUCAUUCAGGGAUUUUAUACAUGAAAAUACUUCUGUUUCAUCAGAAGUAUACAUUUUACCAAGUCUAUCUAUGCCAUAUGCGAGAAGUAUUAUUGCGGUUGAUUGUGAAGCGAAGCUUCAGCAGAUACACCAGUUUUUGGAGAAUCCAUCCCACCUUGUUGUGUCCUCAACUGGAAGGAUAUGCAUCUAGGAUCAACAAGUACGGACAAAGAUCUGAUGGUGGUACAUUCAAGAACAGAAGCAUACAAAAGAGCAAAGCAAUUAAAAGAUUUGUUUCUAGAGUUCACGACUCAUCUAAAGCAACUUUAUAAGAAGUUCUCUGAGGAAGAGAUGAUGAUUGUGCAGACACAGCAACAGUUCAACCAUUCUUUUAUUCAUAGAGCUAGGUGUGAGCCCUAGUAUAUAGUGUUAUAUUGCUCGUGUAUAUCUUGGCCAUUGCAACACGUACGUUCUUGACAGAGAAGUUGUUGUUUUUCUAUAACAUUAGAAGAUUUAUGCUAUUUCAUCUCUCCUUAAAAGGUGAUUUGGUAAAGUCUUGUUCACUGAGCCUCUAAGAAAAUGCCUUUUACGCGACCUUGUUAUAUACAGUAUAGUGAUUUGCCACUAUACUAUGUUGUAAUGGAGAUUUGAGGAGAGAUAGAAACCCUAACUAAUGAGGGAGAAGAGAGAAGAGGAGCGUGAAGAUGAAUGUAACACUGGAAAAAUGAAUACUCUGUAUCUCAUUACUUGUACAAGCUAUGUAUAUA
Messenger RNA from Nicotiana attenuata, 1482 nucleotides. RefSeq lists its product as uncharacterized. The record is from RefSeq and is a predicted model, not a curated record. The coding region runs from base 79 to 1047 and encodes 322 amino acids. Gene Ontology annotation, molecular function: chromatin binding. NCBI's taxonomy places the organism in Eukaryota, Viridiplantae, Streptophyta, Magnoliopsida, Solanales, Solanaceae. The transcript is spliced from 5 exons.